This is a messenger RNA of Engraulis encrasicolus (European anchovy), 1727 nucleotides long. It is a transcript of the gene tufm, whose product is annotated as Tu translation elongation factor, mitochondrial. Gene Ontology annotation, cellular component: mitochondrion. Lineage: Eukaryota; Metazoa; Chordata; Actinopteri; Clupeiformes; Engraulidae. The record is from RefSeq and is a predicted model, not a curated record. The coding region runs from base 56 to 1396 and encodes 446 amino acids. Gene Ontology annotation, biological process: mitochondrial translational elongation. Gene Ontology annotation, molecular function: translation elongation factor activity; GTPase activity; GTP binding. The transcript has 10 exons.
UAAUGACGACAGCUAACUUCAGUGCGCAUGCGACGCCCUUGCUCGUCUGUGGAAGAUGGCUGCGCUCGUGGGAAUCCGUGCAUGCUUGUCCGCCCUCCAGGCGUCCACUCCUGGUCUCCUACACAACUCUUACAAAUUGUGUGCGGUGCCCGCGUUACAGAGAGGGUUUGCUGCUGAGGCCAAGAAAGUUUUCUCCAGAGACAAGCCCCACGUCAACAUCGGGACCAUUGGCCACGUAGACCAUGGCAAGACCACGCUAACUGCUGCCAUCACCAAAGUGUUGGCCGGCGCUGGAGGAGCUAGCUUUAAGGCGUAUGAGGAUAUCGAUAACGCCCCUGAGGAGAAGGCCAGAGGCAUCACCAUCAACGCCUCCCACGUGGAGUACGCCACCGCCAACCGCCACUACGCCCACACAGACUGCCCCGGACAUGCCGACUACGUCAAGAACAUGAUCACGGGCACGUCCCAGCUGGACGGCUGCAUCCUGGUGGUGGCGGCCACGGACGGUCAGAUGCCGCAGACGCGCGAGCACCUGCUGCUGGCGCGGCAGAUCGGCGUGGAGCACGUGGUGGUGUUUGUCAACAAGGCCGACGCCGUGGACGACAAGGAGAUGCUGGACCUGGUGGAGCUGGAGAUCCGUGAGCUGCUCACCGAGUUCGGCUACGACGGCGAGAACACGCCCGUUAUCAUCGGCUCUGCACUCUGCGCACUGGAGAAUAAGCAGCCAGAGCUGGGUGUGGAUGCGGUGCUGAAGCUGCUGGAGGCUGUGGACUCGUACGUGCCGCUGCCCAAGAGAGAGCUGGACAAGCCAUUCCUACUCCCUGUAGAGGGAAUCUACUCCAUCCCAGGUCGCGGCACUGUGGUGGUCGGCACGUUAGAGAGAGGGGUCAUCAAGAAAGGCGACGAGUGUGAGUUUGUCGGACACAACAGGAACGCGAAAUCUGUUGUUACUGGCAUAGAGAUGUUCCACCAGUCUCUGGACCGUGCGGAGGCGGGCGACAACCUGGGUGCUCUGGUGAGAGGCCUGAAGAGGGAGGACGUCAGGAGGGGCAUGGUCAUGAGCAAGCCCGGCUCCAUCCAGCCACACCAGAAGAUCCAGGCACAGGUGUACAUUCUCAGUAAGGAGGAGGGUGGAAGACACAAGCCCUUCAUCUCAAAUUUCAUGCCGGUGAUGUUCUCCCUGACCUGGGAUAUGGCAUGCCGAGUCUCCCUGCCUUCUGGCAAGGAGAUGGUGAUGCCUGGCGAGGACGCCUCCCUGAUCCUGACCCUCAGGCAGCCCAUGGUGCUGGAGAAGGGCCAGCGCUUCACCCUCCGCGACGGCAACAAGACCAUCGGCACCGGCCUGGUCACCGACAUCAUGACCAUGACAGAUGAGGACCACGCCAACUUCGGUUGAGUCCACACGGCAGACGGGCGUUGGGACUGGGAUGGGUGGGUGGGUGUACGGUUCUGGGUUGGAGGGGGUGGGGUGGGUUGUGCAUCAGGUCAUUGGCAGUGAAUGGACUGGACAGGAUUGGACUAGAUGGGUCGAUGGAGUGGGAAUGGGCUUGGCAAAAUGCACGAGAAAUAUCAAAAUAAAACUACGGUAUGUACUUGCAAUCCACAAAAACUAUGUACUUACAAAAUCGUCUCUACAGCAACUGCUUUUGUUCAUAUUAUGAAAUCUGUUUUCUUUAUGUUUUUUGUUAUGGAAGGGGAUGUGAUGGCUCUGGUUUAUGUGAUAAAAC